This is a messenger RNA of Chondrus crispus (carragheen), 195 nucleotides long. RefSeq lists its product as hypothetical. Bases 1 to 195 code for a protein of 64 amino acids. Lineage: Eukaryota; Rhodophyta; Florideophyceae; Gigartinales; Gigartinaceae. The record is from RefSeq and is a predicted model, not a curated record. The transcript has a single exon.
AUGAGGCCACUCGCACGUACCCAACUGAAGUGCAAAUUUUCUGCACAGAAGUACACGUACUCGCAGAAUUGGUAUAACGUGAUAACAUUUGAGGCUGCGCUCUUUAGUUUGCCACCACAUACGCUGGGCAAUUAUAUAGAUUUCGGCUUCGUAGCAAGAGUAUUUCCCGUACGGAAGAUGCACUGCAGGCAAUAA